AUGAAAGCUGAAAAGCGUGGCCACGGCAUGGCAAAUGACAGCGCUGUGACUCGCCCGCUAAAAGUGCGCUUGGAAAACGGCGCAAGAACGGCAACGGGCGACGCAGACGAGAACCGCUUCGACGCCCAUCUUGACGUUUCCACGAUUCGCACCGCACACUCUCCCAUUGACACAUCGUGCACACGCCGCAGCACCGCACACGUUACAAUGGCCUCGUCAACAUCGUCUGCCCCCCGGUGGGCGGCCCUCGCGCGCGACACCAACGAGACGUCGAUCCAGCUCGCCCUCAACCUCGACGGCGGCGCCUUUCCGCCGGACACGGACGAGCGGGUGCUCAAGCUGGUCGAGGGCAGCGGCGGCGGCGGCGGCCAUGCCGCGCAGACCAGCAAGUCGCAGACCAUCCUGCUGCAGACAGGCAUCGGCUUUCUGGACCACAUGCUGCACGCCCUGUCCAAGCACGCCGGCUGGUCGCUCGUGAUUACCUGCAAGGGUGAUUUGCACAUCGACGACCACCACACGGCCGAGGACGUCUGCAUUGCCCUCGGCUACGCCUUCAACAAGGCCCUGGGCAGCGCCGCCGGCAUCGCCCGCUUCGGCUCGGCCUACGCGCCCCUCGACGAGGCGCUGUCGCGCGCCGUCGUCGACAUCUCCAACCGGCCCUACGCGGUGAUCGAUCUCGGCCUCAAGCGCGAAAAGAUUGGCGACCUCAGCUGCGAGAUGAUCCCGCACUGUCUGCAGAGCUUUGCGCAGGGCGCGCGCAUCACGCUGCACGUGGACUGCCUGCGCGGCUUCAACGACCACCACCGGGCCGAGAGUGCGUUCAAGGCGCUGGCCGUGGCCGUGCGCCUGGCGACGAGCAAGGUGGCCGGCAAGGAGGGCGAGAUUCCGAGCACCAAGGGCACGCUGAGUGCGUAG
Molecule: messenger RNA, 915 nt
Organism: Sporothrix brasiliensis 5110
Lineage: Eukaryota; Fungi; Ascomycota; Sordariomycetes; Ophiostomatales; Ophiostomataceae
Product: imidazoleglycerol-phosphate dehydratase
Exons: 2
Coding region: 1-915 (304 amino acids)
Biological process (GO): L-histidine biosynthetic process
Molecular function (GO): imidazoleglycerol-phosphate dehydratase activity
Source: RefSeq, a predicted model, not a curated record